Molecule: messenger RNA, 206 nt
Organism: Entrophospora candida
Lineage: Eukaryota; Fungi; Glomeromycota; Glomeromycetes; Entrophosporales; Entrophosporaceae
Source: the annotation of a GenBank genome assembly
GUCAGAGUGCAUCAAUCAUAGCAUUGAACAAUUUUGUACGCAUGACGGCAGCUGGCACUUUAUCAAUUUCGUCAUCCCUAAUGGAAAAACAAUUAGGAACUGGGUUGAUGUUUACUCUCUUGAGCGGAAUAUGUUUUGCCAGUAUUUCACUUUUAGUGUUGGUUUAUAUUAAAGGAAAAACUUGGCAAGAACAACUUAAAGUUUGA